AUGACCUUUGUCUUGACUGAAACCGCUGCCGGUUACGCCUUGUUGAAGGCCGCUGACAAGAAGAUCUACAAGAGCGCCUCUUUGUUGGAUGACUUGAACUCUUCAGACAAGGUUGCAGCUCAAUUUAAAAUUGCUGCUUUCUCCAAAUUCAGCUCUGCUGCCAAUGCUUUGGAAGAAGCUAACAGUGUUAUCGAAGGUAAAGCUUCCUCCCAAUUGAAGAAGUUAUUGGAAGAAUCCAAAUCCGACAAAAAGACCACCCUUAUUGUCUCAGACACAAAAUUGGCCAACUCCAUCAACAAGUUGGGCAUGAACUACCAAAUCGUUUCUGACGCUGCUACUUUAGAUAUACAUAGAAUCAUCAAAGAAUACUUGCCAGAAUUAUUGCCAGGUAUGAGCGACAGCGACUUGUCCAAAAUGUCCCUUGGUUUGGCCCACUCCAUUGGUCGUCACAAGUUGAAAUUCUCUGCUGACAAGGUUGACACCAUGAUUAUCCAAGCUAUUGCUUUAUUGGACGAUUUGGACAAAGAAUUAAAUCAAUAUGCCAUGAGAUGUAAGGAAUGGUACGGCUGGCACUUCCCUGAAUUGGCCAAGAUCGUUACUGAUUCCGUUGCUUUUGCCAGAAUUGUCUUGCACAUGGGUAUCAGAUCAAACGCUGCCGAAACCGACUUCAGCGAAAUCUUGCCAGAAGAAGUUGAAACUCAGGUAAAAUCUGCUGCUGAAAUUUCUAUGGGUACUGAGAUCACUGAUGUCGAUUUGGAAAACAUUCAAGCUUUGGCAACCCAAAUUGUUGAAUUUGCUGCUUACAGAGAACACUUGUCCAACUACUUGACCUCCAGAAUGAAGGCCAUUGCUCCAAACUUGACUGCUUUGGUUGGUGAAUUAGUCGGUGCCAGAUUGAUUGCUCAUGCUGGUUCUUUGCUUUCCUUGGCUAAAUCCCCAGCUUCCACUAUCCAAAUCUUGGGUUCCGAAAAGGCCUUGUUCAGAGCCUUGAAGACCAAGCAUGAUACCCCAAAAUACGGUUUGAUCUACCACGCCUCAUUAGUUGGUCAAGCUAACGGUAAGAACAAGGGUAAGAUAGCAAGAGUUUUGGCUGCCAAGGCUGCUGUUGCCCUCAGAUACGAUGCAUUGGCCGAAGAACGUGAUGACAGCGGUGACAUUGGUUUCAGUGUCAGAGCUAUUGUUGAAAACAGACUUAGUGCUUUGGAAGGUAAAGAUAUGAGAACCACUUCUAAGAUUGAACGUCAAACCCCAAAGGUUGAAAUGACCGAAGCUAGAGCUUACAAUGCUGACGCUGAUGCCGUUCCAGAGGCUGACAAGGACUCUGAUGAUGAAGACAGUGAUGAUGAAGAAGCUCCAAAGAAGCGUAAGAGAGAUUCUGAUGAUGAAGAAGAAGAAGAGGAAGAAGAAAAGAAGUCCAAGAAAUCCAAGAAGGAUAAAAAAGAAAAGAAGGAAAAGAAGGAAAAGAAGGAAAAGAAGGAAAAGAAGGAAAAGAAGGAAAAGAAAGAAAAGAAGGAAAAGAAAGAAAAGAAGGAAAAGAAAGAAAAGAAAGACAAGAAAUCCAAGAAAGAGAAGAAAUGA
Molecule: messenger RNA, 1578 nt
Organism: Saccharomycopsis crataegensis
Lineage: Eukaryota; Fungi; Ascomycota; Saccharomycetes; Ascoideales; Saccharomycopsidaceae
Gene: NOP58
Product: RNA-processing protein NOP58
Exons: 1
Coding region: 1-1578 (525 amino acids)
Cellular component (GO): box C/D methylation guide snoRNP complex; small-subunit processome
Molecular function (GO): snoRNA binding
Source: RefSeq, a predicted model, not a curated record